Metarhizium brunneum ARSEF 3297 is the source of this 1377-nucleotide messenger RNA. RefSeq names its product Isocitrate dehydrogenase (gene icdA). Gene Ontology annotation, cellular component: mitochondrion. Gene Ontology annotation, molecular function: isocitrate dehydrogenase (NADP+) activity; NAD binding; magnesium ion binding. The record is from RefSeq and is a predicted model, not a curated record. Lineage: Eukaryota; Fungi; Ascomycota; Sordariomycetes; Hypocreales; Clavicipitaceae. Gene Ontology annotation, biological process: NADP+ metabolic process; isocitrate metabolic process.
AUGAAUUCCGCCGCUAGACUCCUCUCCUCACACCUUCCCCUUCGCCGUGCGCCCAUUGCCUCAGUUCGCGCUUCCUCGUCUCGAUUUGCACCUUCUUUCGGCGCCGUCCGCACCUUCUCAGUCUCAGCACGCAACAUGGCUGCCGCACGCAAGAUUAAGGUUAAGAAUCCGGUCGUGGAACUCGACGGCGAUGAGAUGACCCGCAUUAUCUGGCAGACUAUCAAGGACAAGUUCAUCUAUCCUUACCUUGAUAUCGAUCUGAAGUACUACGAUCUGGGUCUCGAAUACCGCGAUAAGACCAACGACCAGGUCACUGUUGAUGCUGCCGAGGCUAUUAAGAAGUACUCCGUCGGUGUCAAGUGCGCUACCAUUACACCUGAUGAGGCUCGUGUUGAAGAAUUCAAGCUGAAGCAAAUGUGGCUGUCACCAAACGGCACAAUUCGAAAUGCUCUGGGCGGCACUGUCUUCCGUGAGCCCAUCGUCAUCCCUCGUAUCCCGCGUCUGGUCCCCGGUUGGGAAAAGCCCAUUAUCAUUGGUCGCCAUGCCUUUGGUGACCAAUACCGCGCCAAGGACAUCGUUGCCCCCGGACCAGGCAAGCUGUCCAUGGUUUACACCCCUGAAGGUGGCGAGCCUCAAGAGGUCGAGGUCUACCAGUUCAAGAACGGUGGUGGCGUUGCCCAAGCGCAGUACAACACUGACGAGUCCAUUACUGGCUUUGCUCAUGCCUCCUUCAAGCUUGCUCUUGACAAGGGCCUGCCCCUCUACAUGAGUACCAAGAAUACCAUCCUUAAGAAGUACGAUGGUCGCUUCAAGGACAUCUUCCAGGAGCUCUACGAUACCCAAUACAAGAAGGAUUUUGAGGCCAAGAAGAUCUGGUACGAGCACCGUCUCAUUGAUGACAUGGUUGCCCAGAUGAUUAAGAGCAAGGGCGGCUACAUCAUGGCUCUCAAGAAUUACGACGGUGAUGUCCAGUCUGACAUUGUCGCUCAGGGCUUCGGUUCCCUUGGCCUCAUGACCUCGGUCCUCAUCACCCCCGACGGCAAGACGUUCGAGUCCGAGGCCGCCCACGGCACCGUUACCCGCCACUACCGUGAGCACCAGAAGGGCAAGGAGACCUCUACCAACCCCAUUGCCUCCAUCUUCGCCUGGACCCGCGGUCUCAUUCAGCGUGGCAAGCUCGACAACACGCCCGAGCUUGUGGCCUUUGCCGAGAGCCUUGAGCAGGCUUGCAUCGACACCGUCGAUAAGGAUGGCGUCAUGACCAAGGAUUUGGCCCUGGCCUGCGGCAAGAACGAGCGCUCCGACUACGUCACGACCAACGAGUACCUGAAUGCCGUUGAGCGCCGCAUGAAGACCAUCCUCAAGGAGAAGUUGUAA